Messenger RNA from Fomitopsis serialis, 1172 nucleotides. RefSeq names its product DHS-like NAD/FAD-binding domain-containing protein. The coding region runs from base 18 to 1040 and encodes 340 amino acids. The record is from RefSeq and is a predicted model, not a curated record. Lineage: Eukaryota; Fungi; Basidiomycota; Agaricomycetes; Polyporales; Fomitopsidaceae. Gene Ontology annotation, molecular function: NAD+ binding. The transcript is spliced from 3 exons.
CGGGUACACUUACAACGAUGCCCAUCACACUCGACCUCGAUGAAUGCGCGUCCGACGCCUCUACGCGGCGUUCCCUCUCCAACCUCUCGCUCUCCGUCGCGAAAUGCAAGAAGAUCCUGGUCGUGACCGGCGCCGGGAUAUCGUGCUCAUGCGGUAUUCCGGACUUCCGGUCGUCCGACGGACUGUAUGCGCUUGUGAAACAACAAUAUCCUGACGUCGUGUUGAAGGGUCGCGACCUCUUCGACGCGUCGCUCUUCCGAGACCCGACCUCAACCUCCGUAUUUUAUACCUUCAUCUCACAACUCAAACGAUCCAUCGACAACGCGACCCCUUCGCCCACACACCGAUUCCUCAAGACCCUUGAUACCAAACGCAAGCUGCUGCGCUCGUAUACACAGAACAUUGACGCGCUCGAGGAGAAGGCAGGCCUUCUUGGGAGCUCGAGCAACGAAGUAAAAAACCAUGGCAAGGGAAAGGCGAAGAUCAGAGUCCGGGACGUGCGCAACGUCCAAUUACAUGGUGAUAUUCAUCGCGUCCGCUGUACAUUCUGCAGUGCGGAGUUUCCGUGCACUGUAGAGUACUUGGAUGUAUUCGACACUGGGGCGGCCCCUGACUGCCCGGAGUGUGUUACACGCUCGAAAGCUCGCGUCGCGCGCUCAGCCCGUCCACUCAAGGUCGGCACCUUACGGCCAGCUAUUGUCCUUUACGACGAACCCCACCCUCUCGGAGACGACAUCGGCAGCAUGCAGUCCGCGGAUAUGACGCGGAAGCCCGACAUGCUGAUCAUCAUGGGCACGUCGCUCAAGGUGCACGGCUUCAAGAAACUCGUCAAGGGCUUCGCGAAAGUCGUUCACGAGUCCGCGCCAUCUCCCGCCGUAGCGUCCACGUCAUCACCAAAGAACGCCAAAGCCUUCGCCGGCAAGGUCGUCUUCGUGAACAAGACCGCUCCGGGCAGCGAGUGGGACGGGAUCAUCGACUACCACGUCGUGGGGGAGACGACAAGUGGGCGGAGAGGGUCGUGGAGGAGUGGAAGAAGAUGAGGCCUCCGACUGGGAGGUGCAGAAGAAGCUCACGGCGGCGGGCGAUGUCGAGACUGCAGGCGCGUUCAAGGUCACGAAGGAGAUCACGAACACUUUCGACGGUGUAAAAGCAAAAGGUACGUCGUGUCGUAA